AUGGCUACAUAUCAGAUCCCAGCCCCACCCCCAAUGUCGUUACAGGGAGACGUAGUGGAGAACUUCCGGGACUUCGAAUCCUCAUGGGACUAUUAUACCAUUGCUACCGAUCUAAGGUCGAAAUUGACAUCCCCUCCAGGCAAGGAAAUAGUAGCCGCAACACUUUGCAUGGUAAUGGGCCCUGAAAGCAAGAAGAUAAUGAACUCAUUACCCACCCUGAUCAACGCCGACAGGAAAGACCCGAAGAGGAUUAUAGAAGAGCUUAGAAAAUACUUUGUACCCCAACGCAACGUGCUGUAUGAACGGUUUGUUUUCAACUCUGCAACACAGAAGCCCUCCGAGUCCGUCGACGAAUAUGUCGUCCGCCUGCGUCAUCUAGCCAACUCUUGUGAGUUCGGUGACUUGAAGGACUCUCUCAUCCGAGAUCGGAUAGUCAUAGGUACUACCGAUGAGAGUGGACGUGAACGCCUUUUAAGGGAACGGCCGGUGCCAAGCCUAGAUAAGGUGGUGGAAAGCCUUCGAGCUGCCGAGAUCUCAAGAACUCACCGACAAAUAAGAGGCAGCCGAACAAUAAGAAACAACCAAAGAAAGGGCCGGGGUAACAACGGUAACAACGGUGGACAACAAAAAACAAACGGGAACAAAAGAAGGCAAACCCAAGACCGUAGACCACCAACCCCGGGAAGCCAUAACUCCUCCACCUCCUGUCACUGGUGUGGAAAAAAGGCAGGCCAUGUCAAGAAAGAUUGUCCUGCUAAGGAUGCAAAGUGCCGUAACUGCGGCAAAACAGGCCACUACGCCGUAGUCUGUCGGUCAAACAAACAAGUGCAUGAAGUAAAUAGAGAAGAGGAAGGAAGCUACCAGGAAGAUUACUAUUUAGACGACUGCUACUUCAUGGGCGAAGUGAGCACCACCAACGAUGAAUUCUGGUCAGCGGAAGUGCUCAUAAACCACAACCCCUGUACCUUGAAACUUGAUAGUGGGUCAAAGGUGACAGUGGUUGGCGAUAAGGUACCGUGGUUGGAAAACCGGCGAUUGGACAAGGCGACAAGCAUGUUCAGAGGACCCGGUGGAGUGAACUUGUCCCACUUGAUAAAAGGGCAGAUAACAGACGCCUUAUUUGCAUUCGGAGGGAGGACACCCCGCGAAAAUGUUUACGUCAUGAAGAACCAAUCUAAGAAUCUACUUUCCAAGUCAGCAAUCCAGGCACUCCAGCUGUUAAUACCGUCAGCAGCAGUGCACAAUGUGGAGACCGCCCCUAAUUUCAAGGCAGAAUUCCCCGAGUUAUUCAAAGGGCUGGGCCUCAUGAGGGAUAAGUACAAGAUACCUCUGAAACCGGACGCAGUAUCAGUUUGUCUAUACACACCCCGACGUGUACCGCACCCACUUCUCCCUAAGGUCAAAGAGAAGCUACUGGCCAUGGUUCGUCAGAAGGUAAUCUCACCAGUAAGUGAGCCCACAGACUGGUGCUCAGGCAUGGUGAUCGCUCCCAAGCGCAACGGUGAUGUCAGGAUCUGCGUUGACCUGACACCGCUGAACAAGGCAGUAAAACGAGAGAUCCACCCUAUGGCAAGUGUCGACGAGAACUUGGCAAAGCUUAAGGAAUGCAAAGUCUUCACCAAGCUAGACGCCAACUCUGGAUUUUGGCAAAUACUCCUCGACGAGGAGUCUCGGUUGCUCACCACCUUUGUCACACCAUUUGGCAGGUACUGCUUCAACCGCCUCCCAUUUGGAAUCAGCUCAGCCCCUGAGAUAUUUCAGCGUACCAUGUCUCGAAUCCUAGAGGGCCUCGAUGGCACAGUUUGUCACAUGGAUGACAUCCUCAUACAUGGGCCCACACAGGAGCUUCAAGACAGCCGUGCCAGAAAAAUGUUACAGCGGCUCAAGGACGCUGGAGUCACAUUGAACGAGAAAUUUGAGUUCUCUAAACAGCGCAUGAAGUUUCUCGGGCAUGUAAUCUCGGAGGAUGGGGUAGAAGCAGACCCGGAGAAAACCAAAGCAAUCCAAGAUUUUCUCCGACCUACCACUGUGACAGAGCUCCAGCGUUUCAAUGAUGUGCUGGCACACUACGAUCCAAACAAACGAAGCAUCGUCGCUGCCGAUGCAUGCCAGGACGGGCUUGGAGCAGUCUUACUGCAAAGCGACAGCAGCGGUAACCGGCGCCCAAUCGCCUUCGCUUCACGCUCUCUAAACGACACGGAGAAGCGAUACGCAGUCAUCGAGAAUGAGGCGCUGGCCGCCACGUGGGAAUGUGAAAAGUUCUCAGACUACAUCCUUGGGACACCAUUCACCCUAGAAACGGACCACCGCCCACUGGUACCCCUUCUCUCAAGCACAGACCUCUCCAAGCUGCCCCCGAGGGUUUUGAGGUUUCGCCUCCGAAUGGCCAGGUAUUCACCCGAGGUCACUUACGUGCAAGGAGUGCACCAAAACACAGCGGACGCCCUGUCUCGUGCACCCACAAGCAGUCCCACUCCCCAGGACUUAAAACAAAUCGAGGAAUUAGAAAAACAUAGCGAAUCAGUCCUAGAGUCCCUACCUGCAACGGAACUGCGCCUCAAAGACAUCCAGGAAGCCCAGGACUGCGACGCCAUAUGCAAGCAGGUGAAGACCUACUGCUUAGAGGGAUGGCCUCCCAUUAUGCCAUCCCUACCACUCCUAAAGCCAUACUGGGAGAAGAAGCAACACUUGACGGUCAACCGAGGAAUCCUGAUGUAUGAUCACAGGCUAGUUAUCCCCUCAAGCAUGCAACUAGAGAUGCUGGAGACCAUUCAUGAAGGCCAUCUUGGCAUUACCAAGUGCCAAGGGCGCGCGAGCUCCUCGGUGUGGUGGCCGCUCAUAACCAAGCAGAUAGAAGCAAUGGUCAACAGAUGCCAAACUUGCGCCAAACUUAGACCAGAGCGAAGAGAACCCCUUAUGGCGCUGUCUUUCCCAAACCUACCAUGGAGCCGGGUCGGUACAGACCUCUUUGAACUAGAACAGACCGACUACCUUAUCGUUGUCGACUACGCAAGCCGAUGGUUUGAAAUCCGAAAGCUAGGAUCAACUACCUCAGCUGCAGUCACGCGCCACAUGUGCGAGAUCUUUGCUCUGCACGGAAUACCGGACACAGUCGUCUCGGAUAACGGACCCCAGUAUGUUAGCCAGGAAUUUACCAACUUUGCCAAGGACAUGGGGUUCACCCACAUCACCUCCUCUCCACACUACCCACAAGCAAAUGGUGAGGUCGAGAGAGCGGUCCAGACCGCCAAGAACAUCCUGCAAAAGAACACAAACCCACACCUUGGUCUCCUAGCAUACCGUUCUGCCCCCCCUGGCAAACGGCCUAACCCCUAG
Messenger RNA from Nematostella vectensis (starlet sea anemone), 3336 nucleotides. RefSeq lists its product as uncharacterized. The record is from RefSeq and is a predicted model, not a curated record. The transcript has 3 exons. Bases 1 to 3336 code for a protein of 1111 amino acids. Gene Ontology annotation, biological process: DNA integration. Lineage: Eukaryota; Metazoa; Cnidaria; Anthozoa; Actiniaria; Edwardsiidae. Gene Ontology annotation, molecular function: nucleic acid binding; zinc ion binding.